GAUAUCUCUCAGCAGCAAGAAAAUAGCAGAAGGUACAAUGCUAACAGCUUGUUAGCCUCGGUGAUUUCUAAAAUUUCAGACAUCUAGUGUGAUGAAGAAGAAGACUCGCAUUUGUUUCUAAGGGUGGAUCUGAAGAUGUAGCCUACAGUGUGCCACCUCUCCACCACCUAACCACUCCUGCCCUGGGAUAAUCAGCCCUCUGCCACCCUCACCCUGGAGUACUUUGACCUGCAUCCAGGGCUGCCCUGUGUGUGACUUGGCCAUCCACAGUCACUCCGUCCCCAACGUCCUUCGCCAUGCUGUUCUCUCUUAGAGAGCUGGUCCAGUGGCUGGGCUUCGCGACCUUUGAACUCUUCCUCCACCUGCUGGCUCUGAUGGUCUUCAGCAUGUUGGUCGCCCUGCAAGUCGAUGAGUUCACCGGGCUAAGCUGGUGGCUGGUGUUCGUCCCACUGUUUGCUGCAGACGGCCUCAGCACAUACUUCACUGCCAUCGUGUCCAUCCGGCUUUACCAGGAUAACGAGAAGCGCCUGGCGGUGCUGCGGCUCCUCUGGGUCCUAACGGUGCUCAGCCUGAAGCUGGUGUGUGAAGUUCUGCUGUGCCAGAAGCUGGCCCAGCAGGAGCAAGCCAAAGACCUGUGGUUCGGCCUCAUCGUCUCGCCGCUUUUCAUCCUCCUGCAGCUGCUCAUGAUACGAGCAUGCCGUGUCAACUGAGGAGGAGCUGAAGUGUUUCAUCUAACUGACAACAUAGAAGCAGAAAGCAGCUUUGGGUACAUCCACACUAAUAGGUUUGCAUUUUAAAAGGUUCUCACUACUCCAGCAUUUAAAGACCCCUAAACUAUGCGAGACUGCCCUCGUAUAUUUUAUCCCUUCCUGCGUACAAAACAUUAAAUACAACUAACAUGUGUUGAAUAGCCUAUUAAAAUAGAUACAUUAUAAUGAGACAAAAAAAGAAGAAAUCCACAAGACCAGCACAGUUAAUAAAAAAGUGAAAUAAAAUCUAAAAGCCCAGCGAAUAACAUCGAAUACAAUUAGCAUAGAAAUGAGAGGGGAAUGAAAUCCAGAAAAUAAAUACGGAGUACACGGGAUAAAGACUUCAGGAUGAUAUUGUUGGGGCAAAGUCCUCUGCUGCCUGUAUGUCAAGAUUUUGUGUUGUAGUCUGGACGGGCAGAAACCGAAACUUCUGAAAGUGCUGAUGCAGACGCUAACAUUUCUCAUAGGGCCACAAAAAGGAAGUGAGAACACUGUAGCUCGACUUGGAAACCAUUUAUGAUUGCAUUCUUUAUGUUUGUGAAAAGUAUGACUUAAUUUUUAGCCGUUGCUAAGGCUUCCUCAUAUGUUUCACUUUAUCACAAAUCCCACAAGUUACUUUCAACAUCAGUUCUACCCACAGGAAAAAAACAUAUAAAAGAUGAAUGUAGCUUCUGGGUCUUAAAAAAACAAAAAAAGUGAAGCUAGUGCUAAAGUGCCUUAAAUCUGCCACCAGGGGGCAAUUCCUUUUGGUUUCAAAAUGACUUCUAAUUAUAUAAAAGCCUGUGGGAACACAUCACUUGACUCCCUUGCCCUGUGACGCAUGCAUUUAUUUGUUAAAUUGGUAGUUACAGGUCUUAAUAAAUAAAACAUAAAGGUAAUUUUCUAAUCUUUGGUCAUUAUUGGGUCAGAAAUGUGUUAACCAGUGAGCUUGUGGCAUUCCUGUUUCUCAGUCAGAUCCAAACUUCUUAAAACGCAAGUAUUGUGACAGACCUCAAAGCAUAAUAACAGAACUUCACUAACCAACAGGUGAAGUCACAGUGGCUACAUCUAUCUUUUAUAGACAGUUUAUGCUUCCACUUUGUUGUGAGUCCAAGUAAACAAGCCUGUCUUUGCGCUCUGUCACUGCUGUUCUUCCCCCAUAGUCUUUUGCAUAAGAUUUGUUUCAUCUUUUCACUGGCUCAAGCACACACAUUAGUUCUUAGUCUUCACCAUUAAGAAAAAUCCCUAUUUCCAUUAAAAAUAAAUACUAAUAAUAAUAAUAAAAAUCGUAUCAUCUCAUUAAUCUCCCGUUGUUGUCCAGACUGCACAAGUGAAACAUGUUGGUUUGGACAUGGACAUUUUCUGGUUUAAAAUACAAACAUGUUAGUGUGGGUGUAGCCUUCAUCUGCCAUUAGAGAUUUUAAAGCAUAACCAUUUUUCAUUUUUAUUUUUGUUUUCUUUGGUUCAUUGGCACCUUCCCCCCCC
Messenger RNA from Maylandia zebra (zebra mbuna), 2213 nucleotides. RefSeq names its product transmembrane protein 203 (gene tmem203). Gene Ontology annotation, cellular component: endoplasmic reticulum. Gene Ontology annotation, biological process: intracellular calcium ion homeostasis. Lineage: Eukaryota; Metazoa; Chordata; Actinopteri; Cichliformes; Cichlidae. The record is from RefSeq and is a predicted model, not a curated record.